Molecule: messenger RNA, 3087 nt
Organism: Penicillium macrosclerotiorum
Lineage: Eukaryota; Fungi; Ascomycota; Eurotiomycetes; Eurotiales; Aspergillaceae
Exons: 4
Coding region: 1-3087 (1028 amino acids)
Biological process (GO): protein import into nucleus
Cellular component (GO): nuclear envelope; cytosol
Molecular function (GO): small GTPase binding
Source: RefSeq, a predicted model, not a curated record
AUGGAGCAGGAACUUCUCACGCUCCUGGCCGACACACAGUCGCCCCAGGCGGACACGAGAAAGACCGCGGAAGCCAAACUGCAACAGCUCUAUUCGAACGAAUCAUUCCCCAUUUCCCUCACUGCCAUUGCCUCCCACGAAUCUGUCCCUGUCAACUUGCGUCAAUCAUCCCUCUCCGUCUUGCGCACCUUCAUUGCUGCCACCUGGUCGCCCAACCUCGACGAGUUCAAGGGCCAGAUCCUCGUCAACGACGCCAACAAGGCACAGAUUCGCCGCGCACUUCUCGAGCUUGCUACAACGGUUGAGACACCCGAGCGUAAGGUCAAGGCGUCGGCCAGCUAUGCGGUCAGCAAGAUCGCGAGCGCAGACUUCCCCGAUGACUGGCCAGAGCUUCUGCCUUCGCUGCUGCAUAUCAUCAAUGACGCUGCGACCAGUGACAGCGCGCUGCACGGCGCCUUGAAAGUGCUUCUGGAUCUGGUUGACACCGGUUUUUCAAUGUUGCCCGCGAUCUUGUCUCCUCCUCUCUUCGCCGUGGCUACAUCCCAAACGCGGCGGCCGAUCCUGCGAGCCCUGGCCGUGGCAGCUUUCCGUUCUUGCUUCGACACUCUCGAGAUGGUUCUGGAGCAACAUAAGGUUGCCAUUAAACAGUUCGUGGAUGAGUUGCUAGGCGGGUGGUCACCAUUCUUUGUGGAGAUUCUGAAAGCGCCUCUGCCUCAGCCACCUAGCGAAGAAGAGGCUAACAAGCAAGGCGAGGUUGCAUCACAAUGGCGCGGAAGCAUUGCGCUGAAGCUCCAAAUCGUCAAGACUCUCAUGAAGAUCCGCAUGGUCUUCCCGACCCUCCUGACUGCCCAGAGCCCGGCCUACUUCUCAACUGUGUGGACGGAGCUGACCAAUGUCCUCCCCGUUUAUCAAAAUUUCUAUCUUGAGGAUGAACGCCAGGCCCGCCUGGAAGAUGUGGACGGCCUGCCGUACUCGCUCGACUUCCUCGUGCUGGAGGAAUUAGACCUUAUCCAAACUCUACUUAAAGCACCCCCAGUCAAAGCAGAAUUGCAAAAAGAAUUACAGAAUGCCGAGGGUGCUGCAAGUGCGAAGAGCUGGUUGCCAGAGCUCAUGAAGCUCGCUAGUUCGUAUGCACAGAUUACCACUGAAGAAGAGGGUCUAUGGGAGAUCGAUGUGAAUCUUUUCCUAUCAGAAGAGACAUCAGUUACUGCCAAUUAUACCCCCCGAACCUGCAGUGGCGAUUUGGCCAUCAAAGUCGCUGACUGGCUGCGGGAGAAGGCCGCCGAAGGCGUUCUGACCUAUAUGAAUACUCUUUUCACCGAUGCCUCUGCAGCCCUCUAUAUCCUCAACUCCCUGCUACGCGAGUUUGCUGAGGACGACCAACAAAUAUCCCCCGAUCUCGCGAAUCAUUUCACCCAGUUUGUUCAGUACGCUAUGCAGCAGGAGCAGGAGCUUUUGCGUGCACGCGGCUAUCUUGUGGCCGGAUCCCUAGCCAAGGUUGCCGGCGAGGCAUUCCAGCAGACUACCACAUCCUACUUGGAGGCUGCGCUGAAGGCAAUUGCCGAAGAUCCCGCCGAAGUAGUUAGGGUUGCUUGUAUCCGAGUGUUGCAAGAUCUUCUGCCGUCCCUGCCGGCGAACGUGGCUCGUCCAUUCCAGGUCACAGUGAUUUCAGCCAUCUCCGAUUUUGUAUCCGCGCACGACCUGCGCGAAGAUGCCGAAUGUGACGAUCUCAAAGUGACACUAGCGGAAACCCUCCGCGACACCAUCAAGACUGACCCCUCAGUGGUUCUGUCAUCCAUUGCGAUCGAUGUGCUCUUCAAUAUUGCCAGCAGCGGUGCCGAGAACUUCCAGCUGACUCUGACUGUCACCGAAGCCUUCGAGGAUAUCGUGGAUCAAAUCGCCGAGAAUGGACCCGAUGCAUACAUGCGCCUUUGCGAGAGGGUUCUCCCGAGCCUGAUGGGCGCCAUUGACGUUGGAAAUCUGACUGAGGAAAACGCUUUGACUAACUUUGCCGCGGACCUGCUCCGGGCCCUAGCGGAGCGCAGCCUGGAGCCCAUGCCUGCUGGCUUUGUCGAGACUGUUAUGCCCAAGCUCAACCGUUUACUGCUGGACUCGGACGAGGCCGAGCUGAUUCGGCCCGCGACUGAGGCAGUGCGCCACAUGCUUUCCCAUGACUUUGCACAGUUUUUGGCCUGGCGGGAUCCCCAGUCUGGCAAGGAAGCGAUUGAGGUAGUGCUGGUGAUUAUCGACCGCCUUCUGGGCCCGGCCGUGGACGACAACGCGGCGACCGAAGUUGGCCAGCUGGCCGCCGAAUUAGUGGAACGCGCAGGCUCCGAGCGCCUGGGGCCGUAUCUUCCUCAGCUUCUGCAAGCCGUAGCUCAGCGACUAGCAACGGCACAACAGGCUCAAUUCAUCCAGAGUCUGAUCCUAGUGUUCGCACGACUCACUCUGAUCAGCGCCCGAGAAGUGGUCGACUUCCUGGCGCAGGUGAACCUAGGCGGACAGAGUGGAUUGGUUGUUGUGCUAAGCAAGUGGCUUGAGAACUCAGUCAACUUCGCCGGCUAUGACGAAAUCAAGCAAAAUAUCUUCGCGCUCGCCCGCCUGUAUGAACUCGCAGACCCCCGCCUGGCCGAAGUUCCCGUCAAGGGCGACCUGAUCAUCCAGGACACGGGCCGCAUUAAGACACGCUCACAGGCGCGCGCCAAUCCAGACCGCUUCACGACUGUGCCAGCGCCAUUGAAGAUCGUCAAGGUGCUGGUGGAGGAGCUGUCUGCAGCAUCCGGCAACGCGGCGAUGGAUGCCGCGCAGGCCGCAGCUCUGGAUGAUGCUGCCAGUGACGAUGGCGACGACGACUGGGAGGAUGUUCCGGGACAGAUUCUGGAUCUCGGAUUGGGCAUGACUAAACAACAGCUGAUGAGUUUCGGAGAGGGCGGAUCGGAGGGCGUGUUUGGAGUGCGGCGGCGGGAUGAUGAAACCCAGGCAUUCCUGGUCGAUUUUUUCCGACGGGCAUCUCAACAACCAGCAUUUGCGGAACUAUUUGGCGCGUUGACCGCGGAUGAGCAGGGCAAGCUGCAGAGCUUGGGAUAG